UUUAACAGGUAUUUUUGUUGUGACAGGAGAUUUUUGACUCCACAGAAAAAUUGCUGCAACCAUUUGUGCCAGUUAGAGUAACAGAUGACCCUUCAGAGAAGGUCACAAAACAGCCUCUAAGGGAUCCAGUGCCUUACCUGCCACAUUGUUCUUCGUCUGAGCCCUCAAUCUCACGACAGUGUAGACAGAAGAACAAUGAACUAGCAAAGAAGACUGAAAAGGUGAAAACAUCAGCUCCUAGACAAUUACCUGCUCUACCACAUGAUGAGCCGAAUGUUUACAUAAAGAAACUGCAGAAUAAUCCCGAUAAAAUUUUUACAUCAAUGGCCAACUCAAAGAAUAAUGAAAUUGGAGCCUCACAGGAUCGUCCAUUAUCCGCCAGAGAACGAAGGAGAUUAAAACAAUCUAAGGAAAACUUCCCUCAUUCAGUUUCCACUUCAAGAAGGAGUUCACAUUGUGGAGCUUUAGAAGCAAACUCUUACACAGAGAACCAAAAGGUGAAAGUCAGCCAAUCCUUAUCAGAUAUCACCACCUAUCAUGGAAAGGUCGUGAGUGAGUCAUCCCCUCACCUUUCAGAUGAUGAUGAAUAUUGCUCUUCAACCAGCUCAACUGAUAAAUCAGAGGGGGAUUGCAAAGAAGGUAAAUCUGAUUCCAAUGAAAUGCAUGAUCUGGUAAAAUUGAUGACGCAGACAUUAAGCAUGGAUUCAAAAGAUAUGUGUAGAGAAAAUCUAAUGCCUGCUCCAAAACCAGAAUUCCGAUUACAGCGGAGGUAUAGAGAUACCCUGAUUCUUCACGGGAAAGCUAAGGAAGAUCUGGAGGAUUUUUGCUUCAAUGAUUUUCCAACUGAAGUUUUAUCUGUACCAGAGAAGAUCAAAAGAACAAUUCAAGCUCUAAGAACAGAUGUUGUAAAAGGACUAGGAGUAAAACUUUUGGAAAAAGUAUAUAACAUUAUGGAAGAUGCUGAUGAAAAGAGGAGAGAGGAAUGCCUGCAGGAGCACAUGGGUGAAGAAUUAUAUCAGAAUUACAGUAUGAAGGUCCAACAACUAAAGUUCUUUGAAGAUCAUUCGAACUUUUGACUCCAUGGUAUUGAAAAUCACUGAAUAAGUUUGUUCAAUUUAAAAAGUGCCUUUUUAUGGGCAUUGAUCAGUUGCAAUAUGUGUCUAUCACACCUGGAAAACUCAGUUGUCUAAAUGCAAGCAGGCUGAACUUGGAUUUUUUUUUAACUUUUGCACCAUGCAAUGGCCAACAUAGAAACGAGACAAAGGAUCAUGAAGCAUUGGACUCAAUGUUCACCUAGCCAUGUUGUUUUCGGUUUGUGAAUUAAAAUAGCUUUUGUAUCAUAUCUUCACAUCGUCAGCUUACUGUGUUGUGAAAUACUGGAUGAUCAGUUGAAUAUGUAUUACAGUUUUGUUGACAUACGGUUGAUAUUUUCUAUCAGAGUUAUUUCGCAUAUAGAUAAGUACUGUCCAUCACAGAAUUUACUACAGGUAUGUCAUCAACAUGCUUAAAUGAUCCAAAUAUGUUGUAAAAUGCUAAGUUCACUCAUAGCUCAAUUUGAAACCUUUGCAGUUAGUUAAUUCAUAACCACAAAUUCUUUGUUUUUACAAUUUGCCCAAACACCACAGGAUAUACCUUAAGGGAACAUUUUACAAGAAACUCCAUAGGAGCAGUCCUGGUUUUUCGGCAGUUAUCCGCUGAGUGGCAAGUUACUUGUUUUUUUUGUCCUAUAAUUUUCUAAGUUUCUGCUGCAAGAUAGUUUCAGCUGACUGUUACCUCACAGUUGUCAGUACUUGGUAGAUUUAGAAAAUGAACAGCCAAAAUGUCCUAAAAUAAAAUACACAUUCAUUUUCAUAAUUAACUGCCAAUUCUGGAUUACGUUCUUUUUCUAGUCCAAAGGGCCAAAGCCACUUUAGUGCUUUUUGACACCAUCCAACUGAGAUGAAGUAUCUAUCAUUGACUAGAUUAAAUCUUGUAUACUUCUUAUCCGUAUUGUUCCAGGUGGCCAAGUGGUACUUGGAUUAGUAAUGCACAGGUCCAGGUUAAUGCGCUGAGGACAUUCAAAUCUCUCAGCAGCACCUGGUGGAACUUAAUUAAUGAACCUAAAAUAUAAUGCUUCUUAUUAGUGGUGAGUAUGAAACCUACCUGGUUUACUAAUGCUUUUUAAGGAACUGAAUCUGCUGUCCUUACUGAUCUAGACUAAGUAUGACCCUGGAUCUAGCACAAUGAGGUUAAAUCUUUAAUACCCUCUGAAAUGGCCUAGUAAGCUAUUUAGUUCAUGGGUAAUUAGAAUCUGAGACUAAAUGCUGACCUUAACAGUAACACCCACAUUCCACAAAAGAAUAAAAAUGCCAUGCUAAACAAUAUAUUUUCACAAUCUACAAGUUAGCAUUCUAACAAGAGUAUAAUUUUAAGUUCUAUGCGCAAACAAAAGCAGAAAAUCUUGUGUAUCUAAAAAAGUUGAUCGUCUGAAUAAAUGAAAAUUAUACACUACAGAUUCAAGAAUUUAGGAAAAAAAUGAUGUGGGCAGAAAAAGAAGGCAUGAGAAUAUAAAUAUGCAUUUCAGUGCAAAUAUUAGCCAAAUUAGACUUGUACUUGCAAUGAGGAGGGAAACAAGUCAGAGUCAUAGAGUCACAGAGCUGUACAGCAUGGAAACAGAAGUGAGUAGAAGUUCAUAAGCAUUUUCCAUAUGCAGGAUUUACUUGGUGUAAGGAUUUGUUCUAUUCUUUCAUCCACUGGCUUGUGCUUGAAGUAAUUUCCCACAAUAAUAGUUUCACCUCUAACCAGACCAAUAUUAUACCUAGAAAGAUCAUGUGAUCUGUGUACAUUCUGCAUUGAAGCACAGCUUUCAAACAUAACUGAAAAUAUCUACAUUUUCAAUUAGGUUUGUUGUAUUUAUUUUUAACUGUACUUUGUAGGAUUUGUGAACUUACAAAGUUGUAUUACAAUAUUUGUUAUAAAAAUAAAAAUAAUGUAUAGUUUCAAAAGUAAACUAUGUCACAAUUUCACCUGAGUUUCCUAUGUGUUAUGACAAUGCAUACCUCUGAAGUUAUUUAUCUAAUUGAUUUAUUUUAUUGUUACAGUUCAGUCACUUAGAAACAGAAUAAUGUACCUUUCAAACAUAGAACUCCCAACUAGAAAAGAUUGGGUUCAUGUGACAAUUUUACCUAACUUCACCCUCUGCCUGUAAAUUUGCCUCUCCCACAGAUGUUAAGAGUUUGAAAAAAAAAGUUGGAAAAUAUUUUUCAACAUAGGUAGCAUAAAGUGUUAGUAUCUGUUCAUGUUCAAGCAGGAUAUGUUUAUUAUUCCAUUUUCAAAUAUUAUUGAAGUUAUAUAACUUUUGUUUCUCAUCGUAAUUGUAUAAUAUUUAUUUGGAACACUGACAUAUCAAUUUUAUACAAUAACAAUUCUUACAGCUCCCACUGA
This is a messenger RNA of Chiloscyllium plagiosum (whitespotted bambooshark), 3423 nucleotides long. Lineage: Eukaryota; Metazoa; Chordata; Chondrichthyes; Orectolobiformes; Hemiscylliidae. The record is from RefSeq and is a predicted model, not a curated record.